Molecule: messenger RNA, 2002 nt
Organism: Nasonia vitripennis (jewel wasp)
Lineage: Eukaryota; Metazoa; Arthropoda; Insecta; Hymenoptera; Pteromalidae
Product: ribosome biogenesis regulatory protein homolog
Exons: 3
Coding region: 911-1789 (292 amino acids)
Biological process (GO): endonucleolytic cleavage in ITS1 to separate SSU-rRNA from 5.8S rRNA and LSU-rRNA from tricistronic rRNA transcript (SSU-rRNA, 5.8S rRNA, LSU-rRNA); ribosome biogenesis; ribosomal large subunit export from nucleus
Cellular component (GO): preribosome, large subunit precursor; nucleolus; nucleus
Molecular function (GO): protein binding
Source: RefSeq, a predicted model, not a curated record
CGCGGCCGGAGACACUGUCCGCUCGCCGCAAGCCCGCACACGCAAAAAGUAAACAAAGAGGCUCUCUUCGUUUUCUUCUGCAACUUUUCUCUUCGGUCUCCUCGACGAUGCGAUGACUUAUUUUUCGAUCGGACCUUAUACAGGUAGAAGAUCCUCGCAUCAUGACGAGGUGUAGAGCUUUAUUCUAUCCACCUGAUGCGUAGAGACGAGGGGGCUGGAUUAGUUCGAAUUGCGCGAGAGACGCAGUUCGAGAGAACAAGAUGAGAGCUCCCGGAGCCGCACUCUUCGCCUCCUCCUCGCGCGGGGGGAUGUGAAGAUACACACUCUCUUGAUGUCUUUUAGAGUACAGAUGUACCUGUGUACGUGUAAGAGGGUAAGUAGGUAGCUACGAGAACUACCCCUCCGCGAUUUCCAAGUCGCGCGCGCGCAGGCGCGAUCGGGGGUGCGCGAUGUUCUCCUUCCGCGCGUUGCGGGGAUGUAUAUAGAUAUUUAGAGCAGUUGCGCUUUAUCCCUGUGUGUUAUGCUUAUUACUUUCUUUUGAAAGUGACUUGUUCGAAGAUUAUUAUUGAACUUGAAAUUUUUUAAUUUUCGUAUCAUAUCGAUCACAUUUGGUGAAAAUGAUAAACUAUUCGCUCGUAUAACUUGACAAGCCUGAUCUGAUUAAAAUUGAUUAUAAUUAUGCUUGUCUACGUAAGAUUAACAAAGUUAUAAUGAAUUAGAGGUAAAGGCAAAGGAGCAAGUAAUAAGCGCUUAAUUUAGAAUCUCCCGCCCGCGCGAGCGCUGCAGCAACCUCAUAUACAUGCGUUACCAACGUUAAUCCACUAAAAACUUAUGCUCGGCAUCAUCAGCACCUUCUCGGCCGUCUUUCGCGUGCAUACACGCACGUGUUUUGAUUAUUCUAACCUCCAAGAUGGACGUAGUGAACCAGAUAUUAAACAGCGAGAGCGAGAAAAAUGCGGAACUGCAAAAAUUGAUAAACGUCGAGAAGGAGGUCGACGUCGAAAUCGACGAAGGUACGCUCCUGGUCUCGGACUACAACACACUCACCAUCAAAUCUGGCUCCAAAAGUCUCGAGUCAAACCUGCAGGCUCUCACCCGGGAUAACACUCAGUUGCUGAUGAACAAGAUCUGGGCACUGCCGACGAAAACCGUUGAGGAAGUGAUUGUAGCCGAAUUACCCAAACCAAAGUACGUCCUGCCCAGGUCGAGGAAACUGCCCAAGCCCAAGCAACUCACCAAGUGGGAACAGUUCGCCAAGGAGAAGGGUAUCAAGAAGAACAAGAAGGCCAGGUCCAAGCUCAAGUGGGACGACCUGCUGCAGAAAUGGACUCCAGCUUAUGGAUUCAAGCGUGCGGAGGCUGAUAGACAGAAGGAAUGGCUGGUCGAGUGCAAAGAGGACGGUAAGCCAGUGGAGGAUCCACGUGCAGCUAUCAAGACUUCCAAGAUUGAGAAGAAAGCAAAGAACGAAUUGCAGCGGCUUAGGAAUUUGGCUAAGGCUAAGAAGGUCAAGAUCCCCAAAGUUGGACUGCCCAGUACAGAGCACUUCAAGGAUUCUAAACAACUGUCUGUUGGAGCUAAGGUUGCACAAGUAUCUACGGCCUCAUUGGGACGUUUCAAUGAGACUCCAAAGAAGGAAGAUUUGAGGAAAGUGAAAAAAGGAAAGGUUACUAAGAAGAAGAAGAAGUCUGGUCAGAUGAAGGAAUCUGCUCCCAAGACCAGUAAGAAGCCCAAAUCAGGAAAAGGAAACCGUGACUUCAAACAGAAGGUUGGAGGCAAGAAGCGAAGAUAGUGAGGCACCGUAUAAAACUGUUAAUUAUUUUGUGCUUACGGUCAUUUAGUGAAAGUAUGUAAUAUUAAUUCAUGUUCUAGAGAAGAAUCUGACAUCUAGUGAGCGAAUGUAUGUGUGAAUUUUUUAUCAAUAUUGUAAUAAUUAGUAUUAAAAACAUUUUAUGACAAAUGUUUCUAUUACACAAAAAAUAUACUUCUAACAAAUAGCUGUUAA